Verruconis gallopava is the source of this 2516-nucleotide messenger RNA. RefSeq lists its product as uncharacterized. Gene Ontology annotation, molecular function: DNA-binding transcription factor activity, RNA polymerase II-specific; protein dimerization activity; RNA polymerase II cis-regulatory region sequence-specific DNA binding. The transcript has 3 exons. Gene Ontology annotation, biological process: positive regulation of transcription by RNA polymerase II. NCBI's taxonomy places the organism in Eukaryota, Fungi, Ascomycota, Dothideomycetes, Venturiales, Sympoventuriaceae. Bases 369 to 2102 code for a protein of 577 amino acids. The record is from RefSeq and is a predicted model, not a curated record.
UCCCAUCUCGCAUGAGAUAUUAAUAGCAACCACCACCACUUGAUCCAUCCUUAGUCGUGAUUUUUCGUUUGCGAAAGUCUCGGUAUCGCGACAGUGCCAUCGCAUCGUUGCGCACCCAUUGUCUAACACUGCCCAUUGCUUGCUAUAUACCCGCCGCUCUGCCUCCAGGCGCUCCUGCUCACCGUUCCCCUAACGUGCGCUGAAACAUCAGACGACAAUUUCUCACCCUCGCGCCGUCACCAGCACCGCCAUCGAGCCACGCGGUGCCUCCAUCGAUACACGAGCUCUUCGUGUCGGGUCAGGCCUCUGCCGGUCCCCAUUCACGCGUAUGAACUAGCUGGCCGCGUGUCUACACCACUGCUGCAGUCAUGGGUCGCAGAAAGAUUGAGAUCAAGGCCAUCAAGGACGAUCGCAACCGCUCGGUGACCUUCUUGAAGCGAAAGGGCGGCUUGUUCAAGAAGGCUUACGAGCUGUCUGUCCUUUGCCAAGUCGAUGUCGCCGUCAUCAUCUUCGGCCACAACAAGAAGCUGUACGAGUUCUCGUCCGGUGAUAUCAAUGAAGCGAUCGGCAGGUAUCAAUAUUACGGCGGCGCACACGAACACAAGGGCCCAGAGGACUUCAGAGACAAGAAGGAUGGAGGCAGCGACGAUGAGGACGACGACGCUGAAGAGCUGCCUCGGGAGUCGAGAUCACCGCCCCACCCAACCAUGGCACAUCACCUUCACGGACAACCACAAUUCAACCACAUGGGUUCUGCCUCGCCUCCGAUGCCAAAUGGCGCCUUUCCACACCGCGGACCGUCGCCUCAGCCUCCUCACAAUAUCUCGCGUCCAGGCUCGCGGGCGCAUAUUCGCCAGCCAAGCCAACAACACUUGAUGCCUCCACAGCACCCAGGACACAUGCAAGUUUCGCAGUCUCCACCACAACCUAAUUUUGCAUACAUGCCAAACCCACCCAUAUAUAACCCGCAAGCGGCUGCAGGCAUGCAGCAGCGCCCGCAGCCUGGUCAGGCCAUGCCACCGCAGUUUCCACCGCAAUUUGCCCCGCAACCUGCUCAUCAGCAUCCCCAGCCGCAUCCGUCGCAACAUCCCCAAGCACAGCACCCUCAGAUUCAGCAGAUCUAUGCACAGGAACAACAGCGUCGAUCAGUGCCGCCUCAAUUUCCCCAGCAGCAUCCUCCUCCGCCGCCCCCACAACAAACCCAAGAACAACGGCCGACGCCACAACCGCAGCCAUCACCGCAGCCGCCUCAAAGCCAAUUCAGUAGCCCCCCUCUUCCACAGCCCAAGCCACUCCCUGCAGCAGCAAAGACGCACAGCAUCUUUACGCCCAUCGAUGACAGCAGAUCUCUGCUCGCGCAGCACUGGGACAGCUCGCGAGACGAUCCACCUCGAUCAGACCCGCCGGUCAAAAUAGAGGAACAGAGAUCGCAAUCCAUCGAUGUCGCAACGAUCAAUCGGAACGGAUCCAACGGCAUAGCGCCUCCACCGCAGCUGAACACGUCGCAGCCGCAGCCGCAACCGCAAUCUCAGCCACAGCGGACGGCGUCAACACCUAUCAUCCCUAGUAUCCACGCUCCUCACCCACCUUCGCGAACGAAUAGCUUGCAGUCGAAGCCCCGUGGGCCCAGAUUGACCGUCCAAAUUCCAAACGAAGAUGAAGAGGACGAGAAGACCACCGCAGCUACGUCACCUCAGGCCACCGCUGCUGCGACCCGAACGCCCAUAGAUGGCCGGCCUGGCGUCGUCCUCCCGCCUCCCUCACCCUCAGCUAGCGCCCUGCUCUCCGCGGGAGCCUCAGGACCACCGAACCCCUUUGCCAGACCGGCGCCACCUGGUGCUGUAAAUGGAUUUAGCAGGUCCGAUAUCGAGACGCCCAUCUCGGCGCUGCCUAGCAGGUUUGUUUCGGAUCAGCUUCUUCCUUCGCCGAGUAGUUUCUACGCGGACUGGUUUAACAGUCGCGAUAAUAACAUGCUUCCUUCGCCGCUAACAUUCCCGACGCCCGUCGCGUCCAGAGGAACGGAGCUUAGCGAAGAAGACGAGCGGAAGCGGAAAUUGGACGACGCGUCCAAUAAUACGCCGGAGAAGCGAGUGAAGACUUAAAUUGUCCUCCCCUUGGUUCGUUGGCUUUUCUCGAAGGAUUACACGCUCAUCUGUUGAUUCCAAUGGCUUUUGUUGGGCCAAAAACCACACUUCGCGAUACUGCUGGAUUAUUUUUGUCCUUUCUUUGCUCAAUUCUCGGGUUUCUACAAGUCGGAUAUACUACGAGCAUUGGGUGGUGUUUUUUUUAACAUGUCCGCUCUAUCAGAUGGACUACGUCGUUAUGAAAGGGACGUGAUCGAACUCCCUUGGAAGGGUCUGCUAAUUUCUUCUCUAAUGGUGUGACCUAUUUAAACGAACUUUGUUCUUCGGUUUUCUUUGUUACAAGAGAUUGUAGUAGUUCACCGGUCACAGCCACAAAUCAGAGCUGGGCAGGCGUGAUAACGCAUUCAGAGGCGUUUUUGAAAUCGAUAUAUG